This is a messenger RNA of Melozone crissalis (California towhee), 10002 nucleotides long. RefSeq names its product cadherin related 23 (gene CDH23). Gene Ontology annotation, cellular component: plasma membrane. Lineage: Eukaryota; Metazoa; Chordata; Aves; Passeriformes; Passerellidae. The transcript is spliced from 65 exons. Gene Ontology annotation, molecular function: calcium ion binding. The coding region runs from base 87 to 9269 and encodes 3060 amino acids. Gene Ontology annotation, biological process: homophilic cell-cell adhesion. The record is from RefSeq and is a predicted model, not a curated record.
GCCGUGCCCGGAUCGCUUUCCCCGCGCUCAUCCAUCAUUCAUUUCCCCGCUCCGAGCCCUGCCAGCUGCUCCCGCGCACAGGAGCCAUGAAGCACCCCGUGGCUGCUGCUGCUGCCCACCUCCUGCCUGUCCUGCUGCUCCUGGAGCUGGUCUCUCCAGGUCAGGGCAAUCGCCUGCCCUACUUCAUCAACUACUUCUUCGACACCUACCUGCUGAUCAACGAGGACACACCUGUGGGUUCCUCAGUGGCCCAGCUGCUGGCCAGGGACCUGGACAACGACCCCCUGGUCUAUGGGGUGGUCGGGGAGGAGGCCAGCCGCUUCUUCGCCGUGGAGAGCCUCACCGGCGUGGUGUGGCUCAGGCAGCCCCUGGACAGAGAGACCAAGUCAGAAUUCACAGUUGAAUUUUCUGUCAGUGACAGCCAAGGGGUGAUCAAAGGGACAGUGAACAUCCAGGUGGGAGACGUGAAUGACAACGCGCCGCAGUUCCACAACCAGCCCUACAGCGUCCGCAUCCCAGAGAACACCCCUGUGGGCACGCCAAUUUUCAUCGUGAACGCCACGGACCCGGACCAGGGGGCAGGAGGCAGUGUGCUCUACUCCUUCCAGCCCCCUUCCGACUUCUUUGCCAUCGACAGCGGCCGUGGCAUUGUGACGGUGAUCCGGGAGCUGGACUACGAAGUCACUCAGGCCUACCAGCUCCAGGUGAACGCCACGGACCAAGACAAACACAAGCCUCUGUCUACUCUGGCCAACCUGGCAGUCAUCAUCACAGACGUGCAGGACAUGGACCCCAUCUUCAUCAACCUGCCCUACAGCACCAACAUCUAUGAGAACUCGCCUCCGGGCACCACCGUGAGGAUGAUCACGGCCGUGGACCAGGACAAGGGACGGCCCCGGGGCAUCGGCUACACCAUCGUGUCUGGUAACACCAACAGCAUCUUUGCACUGGACUACAUCAGUGGAGCCUUGACCCUGAAUGGGCCCCUGGACAGGGAAAAUCCCUUCUACACCGCUGGGUUCAUCCUCACAGUGAAGGGCACAGAGCUGAACGAUGACCGCACGCCCUCCAACGCCAGCGUCACCACCACCUUCAACAUCCUGGUCAUCGACGUCAACGACAACGCCCCCGAGUUCAACAGCUCCGAGUACAGCGUGGCCAUCACAGAGCUGGCCCAGGUGGGCUUCGCCCUGCCCCUCUACAUCCAGGUGCAGGACAAGGAUGAGGGACCCAACAGCGUUUUUGAGGUUUACCUGGUGGGCAACAACUCCAACCACUUCAUCAUCUCACCCACCUCCAUCCAGGGGAAGGCGGACAUCCGUGUGCGCGUGGCGGUGCCGCUGGACUUCGAGACCAUUCCCCGCUAUGAAUUCUCGCUCUUUGCCAAUGAGAGUGUCCCGGACCACGUCGGCUUUGCGCGGGUGAAAAUCAGCCUGAUCAACGAGAACGACAACCGGCCCAUAUUCAGCAAGGCCCUCUACAACGUCAGCCUCCUGGAGAACACCACUGUGGGCACCACUGUCCUCCAGGUCCACGCGACUGACAACGAUGUGGGCUCAUAUGGGAAAGUCAGCUAUUUCUUCAGCGAUGACCCUGACCGCUUCUCCCUGGACAAGGACACGGGUGUGAUCGUGCUGACGGCCCGGCUGGACUUUGAGAGCACGCAGCGCUACACGCUGACCGUCAUCGCGCGCGACGGCGGCGGCGAGGAGACCACGGGCCGUGUCAGGAUCAACGUCCUGGACGUCAACGACAACGUGCCCACCUUCCAGAAGGAGGCCUACCUGGGCGCCCUGCGGGAGAACGAGCCCUCUGUCAGCCAGGUGGUCCGGCUCCGGGCAUCUGAUGAGGACUCCCCUCCAAACAACCAGAUCUCCUACAGCAUCGUGCAUGCGUCCGCCUUCCGCGAGUACUUCGACAUCACGGUGUCGGAAGGGUACGGAGUGAUCAGCGUGAACCACCCGCUGGACUACGAGCAGCUGGCCAACGGGGUCAUCUACCUGACAGUGAUGGCCAAGGACGCCGGCAACCCGCCGCUCAACAGCACCGUGCCCGUCACCAUCGAGGUGUUUGAUGAAAACGACAAUCCCCCCACGUUCAGCAAGCCCUCCUACGUGAUAACCGUCAUGGAGGACAUUAUGGCAGGAGCCACAGUGCUGUUUCUCAAUGCCACGGACAUGGACCGGUCCCGGGAGUACGGGCAGGAGUCAAUCAUCUACUCCCUGGAGGGCUCCUCGCAUUUCCGCAUCAACGCUCGCUCAGGGGAAAUCACCACAACCUCUCUGCUGGACCGGGAGGCCAAAUCCGAGUACAUCCUCAUUGUGCGGGCAGUGGAUGGAGGCGUGGGGCACCACCAGAAGACAGGCAUUGCUAUGGUGAACAUCACACUGCUGGACAUCAAUGACAACUACCCCACGUGGAAGGAUGAGCCAUACUUCAUCAACCUGGUGGAAAUGACGCCCCCCAACUCGGAUGUCACCACGGUGGUGGCUGUGGACCCGGACCUGGGGGAGAACGGCACGGUGGUGUACAGUAUCCGGCCUCCCAACAAGUUCUACACCAUCAACAGCACCACGGGCAAGAUCCGCACCUCGGGCGUACUGCUGGACAGGGAGAACCCCAACGCCCAGGAGGCGCAGCUGAUGCGCAGGAUCGUGGUGUCUGUCACCGACUGUGGGAGGCCACCCCUGAGGGCCACCAGCAGUGCCACAGUUUUUGUCAACCUGCUGGACCUGAACGACAAUGACCCCACUUUCCAAAAUCUGCCCUUUGUUGCUGAGAUCGCCGAGGGGCUCCCCGCAGGCUCCUCUGUCUUCCAGGUGGUGGCCAUCGACCUGGACGAGGGCCCCAAUGGGCAGGUGUCGUACCGCAUGCAGGUGGGCAUGCCCCGCAUGGAUUUCCUCAUCAACAGCACCAGCGGGCUGGUCACCUCCACGGCCGUGCUGGACAGGGAGAGGAUCCCCGAGUACCUGCUCAGGGUGGUGGCCAGCGACGCCGGCACGCCCGCCAAGAGCUCCACCAGCACCCUCACUGUCAAAGUUCUGGAUGUGAAUGACGAGAACCCCACCUUCUACCCUGCUGUCUACAACGUGUCCCUGCCCGAGGACGUGGCCCGCGAUUUCAAAGUGGUGCGGCUCAACUGCACGGACGCCGACAUCGGGCUCAACGCUGAGCUCAGCUACUUCAUCACAGGUGGGAACCAGGAUGGCAAAUUCAGCGUCGGCUUCAGGGACGGGGUGGUGAGGACGGUCGUGAGUCUGGACAGGGAGACCGUGGCAUCCUACACACUGAUCCUGGAGGCCAUUGACAACGGCCCCGCCGGGAACCGGCGCACCGGCACCGCCACCGUGUACGUGACCGUGCUGGAUGUCAACGACAACAGGCCCAUCUUCCUGCAGAGCAGCUAUGAAGUCAGCGUCCCCGAGGACAUCCCAGCGGCCAGCAGCAUCGUGCAGGUGAAAGCCACGGAUGCGGACGAAGGCAUUAACGGGAGAGUGUGGUACAGGAUUGUCAAGGGAAACGAGCACAACCACUUCCGCAUCAACCCCAGCACGGGGCUGGUGAUGCGGGGAGUGCGGCACCUGGACAGGGAGCAGAACUCCUCCCACGUGCUGGAGGUGGAGGCCUACAACACGGAGCAGGGGCCCAUGAGGAGCUCCGUGCGGGUGAUCGUGUACGUGGAGGACGUCAACGACGAGGUGCCGGUGUUCACCCAGCGCCAGUACAGCCGCCUGGGGCUGCGGGAGACGGCGGGGAUCGGCACCUCCGUGGCAGUGGUCCGCGCCACCGACCGGGACACAGGGCCCGGGGGCCUGGUGAGCUACAGGAUCGUGUCGGGCGCGGAAGGGAAGUUCGAGAUCGACGAGAGCACGGGGCUCAUCACCACCAUCGACUACCUGGACUACGAGACCAAAACCAGCUACCUGAUGAACGUCUCUGCCACGGACCAGGCGCCGCCCCACAACCAGGGCUUCUGCAGCGUGUACGUCAGCCUGCUGAACGAGCUGGACGAGGCCGUGCAGUUCUCCAACAGCAGCUACGAGGCCGUGAUCAUGGAGAACAUCCCGCUGGGCUCCGAGGUGCUCCGCGUCCAGGCACGCUCCAUCGACAACCUCAACCAGAUCACCUACAAGUUCGACCCCAACACCAACCCCCAGGCGCUCUCCCUCUUCAAAAUCAACGGGAUCACGGGAGUGAUCACGGUCAAAGGCCAGGUGGACCGAGAGAAAGGGGAUUUCUACACCUUGACAGUGGUGGCUGAUGAUGGAGGACCAAAGAUUGACUCCACAGUGAAGGUGACCAUCACAGUCCUGGAUGAGAAUGACAACAGCCCCCAGUUCGACAUCACCUCUGACUCGUCUGUCAGUGUGGCUGAGGACAUCGCCGUGGGCAAGAGGGUGGCCCUGGUGCUGGCCCGAGACCCAGAUGCAGGCAGCAAUGGCCAGGUGACUUUCUCUCUGGCGUCGGGGAAUAUCGGCCAUGCUUUCGAGAUCCGCACCACCAACGGCACCUACGGCGAGGUGUUCGUGGCACGACCACUGGACCGGGAGCUGCUGGACCACUACACCCUACGGAUCCAAGCGUCAGACGGCGGCGUUCCCCCACGGAGGAAGGAGCACAUUCUGCGGGUGAACAUCCUGGAUGUCAAUGACAACCCCCCUGUCAUCGACAGCCCCUUCGGCUACAACGUCAGCGUGAGCGAGAACGUGGGCGGCGGCACGGCCGUGGUCCAGGUGCGCGCCACCGACCGCGACAUCGGCCUCAACAGCGUCCUCUCCUACUACAUCACCCGCGGCAACGAGGACCUGACCUUCCGCAUGGACCGCGUCACCGGCGAGAUCGCCACGCGGCCCUCGCCGCCCGACCGCGAGCGCCAGAGCUCCUACUGCCUCGUGGUCACCGUGGAGGACGAGGGCACGCCCUCCCUGUCGGCCACCACCACGGUGUACGUCACCAUCCUGGAUGAGAACGACAACGUUCCCGCCUUCCGGCAGCAGCUCUACGAGGUGACCCUGGACGAGGGCCCCUCCAGCCUCAACGCCAGCCUGGUCACCGUGCAGGCCCUGGACCAGGACGAGGGACCCAACGGCACGGUGGCCUACGCCAUCACCGAGGGCAACAUCUUGGGUACCUUCCACAUCGACAACGCCACGGGGGAGAUCCGCACGGUCAAGGAGCUGGACUACGAGAUCAGCCACGGGCGCUACACCCUGGUGGUCACCGCCACCGACCAGUGCCCCAUCGUCUCGCGCCGGCUGACGUCCACAGCCACGGUGCUGGUGAACCUCAAUGACAUCAACGACAACUGUCCCACCUUCCCGCGGCCCUACGAGGGGCCCUUCGAUGUCACCGAGGGCCAGCCCGGCCCUCGUGUCUGGACCUUCCUGGCCCACGACGGGGACUCGGGGCCCAGCGGACAAGUGGAAUACAGCAUCAUCGCCGGGGACCCCCUGGGGGAAUUUGUCAUCUCGCCGGUGGAAGGAGAGCUGCGGGUGCGGAAGGACGCCGAGCUGGACCGCGAGAACAUCCCCUUCUACAACCUCACCAUCGCCGCCCGCGACCGGGGCGUGCCUCCCCUCAGCUCCACCAUGGUGGUGGGUGUCCGCGUGCUGGACAUCAACGACAACGACCCCGUGCUGCUGAACCUGCCCAUGAACCUCACGCUGAGCGAGAGCGCCGCCGUCUCCAGCUUCGUCACCCGCGUGCUCGCCCACGACGCCGACCAGGGCCCCAACGCGCUGCUGACCUUCGACAUAACAGCAGGGAACACGGACAAUGCCUUCUACAUCAACAGCACCAGUGGCGUUGUGUACGUGAACCGCCCGCUGGACAGGGAGCGGGUGGCCGAGUACAGGCUGACGGUGACGGUGAAGGACAACCCCGAGAACAUCCGCAAUGCCAGGCGGGAUUUCGACCUGCUGGUCAUUUCCAUAGCGGAUGAGAAUGACAACCGCCCCCUCUUCACCCAGAGCUCCUACCAGGCUGAGGUGAUGGAGAACUCGCCCCCUGGAGCUGUGAAGAUCAAAACUCCCCUCAACCGUGAACUAGUGGCCACCUACGAGGUUACCAUCUCUGUCCAUGACAACGCCAGCGAAGUCAUCGACCGCUCGGUCAGCGUGCCCAACGCCAAGCUGACAGUCAACGUCUUGGAUGUCAAUGACAACACGCCCCGUUUCCGUCCCUUUGGGGUCACCUACUUCACGGAGCGGAUCCUGGAGGGAGCCACACAGGGCACCACACUCAUCUCCAUCUCAGCAGUGGACCCAGACAAAGGUGCCAAUGGGCAGAUCACCUACGAGUUGCUGAACCUCUCUCCGGAAGGUUACGCCUGUCUGGAAGACCCUUCGGCAGGGAAGGUUGUGGCCAACAGGACGGUGGACUAUGAGGAGGUGCAGUGGCUGAACUUCACCGUCCGCGCCUCCGACAACGGCUCUCCCCGCAGAUCCGCUGAGAUCCCCGUGUACCUGCAGAUCGUGGACAUCAAUGACAACAACCCUGUUUUCAGUCAACCCUCCUACCAGAAAGCUGUGUUUGAGGACGUGCCCUUGGGUACGGUCAUCCUGAGCGUCACGGCCACCGAUGCGGAUUCCGGGCAGUUCGCUCUCAUCGAGUACAGCCUGAGCGAUGGAGAGGGCAAGUUUGGGAUAAAUCCCAACACGGGUGACAUCUACAUCCUGUCAGCCCUGGACCGGGAAAAGAAGGAUCACUACACACUGACAGCUGUGGCCAGGGACAACCCUGGGGAUGUCUCCAGCAACCGUCGGGAGAACUCUGUGCAGGUGCUGAUCACGGUGCUGGACAUCAACGACGUCAGGCCCCAGUUCAGCAAGAGCCAGUUCAGCACCAGCGUGUAUGAGAAUGAACCGGCGGGGACAUCAGUGAUCACCAUGAGUGCCACCGACCUGGACGAGGGGGACAACGGCGUGGUGACCUACAGCAUCGAGGGUCCUGGAGCAGAGGCUUUCAAGAUCAAUAAAGACUCCGGGCUGGUCACAUCCCGGCGGCGCCUGAAGUCCUAUGAGAGGUUCAACCUGACUGUGGUGGCCACGGACAAGGGCCAUCCCCCUCUCUGGGGCACCACCAUGCUCCACAUCGAUGUCAUCGACAUCAACGACAACCGCCCCGUCUUCGUGCGCCCGCCCAACGGCACCAUCCUGCACAUCAAGGAGGAGAUCCCCCUGCGAUCCAACGUCUACGAGGUCUAUGCCACGGACAAAGACGAGGGUCUCAACGGAGUGGUGCUCUACAGCCUGCUGAAGACAGGGGCAGGGAACAAGGACUGGGAGUAUUUCACCAUCGACUCGGUCAGCGGGCUGAUCCAGACAGCCAUGCGGCUGGACAGGGAGCAGCAGGCAGUGUACAAUCUGAUCAUCGUGGCCUCCGACCAGGGCCAGCCACCCUACGAGACCAUGCAGCCCCUGCAGGUAGAGCUCGAUGACAUCGAUGACAAUGAACCCAUCUUCCUCAGGCCACCUAGGGACAGUCCCCAGUACCAGGCUCUCUCUGUCCCCGAGCACUCACCGCCAGGCACCGUGGUGGGGAAUGUCACCGGUGCGGUGGAUGCGGAUGAGGGCUCCAACGCCAUCGUCUACUACUUCAUAGCAGCUGGGAACGAGGAGAGCAACUUCCAGCUGAGCCGGGAGGGGAAGCUGAAGGUCCUGCGGGACCUGGACCGGGAGAAGGAGCCGUACCACUCCAUCAUCGUCAAGGCAUCCAGCCAGAGGAACUGGGCUCCUCCCCGGGGCCAGCAGGCAGCCAGAGCCCAGUUCUGGGACCUCAGCGAGGACCUGACCCUGCAGGAGGUGCGGAUCUUCCUGGACGACAUCAAUGACCAGGCCCCCCAGUUCACCAAGUCGGAGUACACGGCGGGGGUUGCCACCGAUGCCAAGGUGGGGUCGGAGCUGAUCCGAGUGCUGGCAGUGGACGCCGACGUGGGCAACAACAGCCUGGUCCUGUACCACAUCCUGGGCAUCCGCUACAUCAAGCAGCACUCCAAUGACUCCGAGGAGGUGGCCAACAUCUUCAGCAUUGGAACCCUUGAUGGCAUCCUGCGAACCUUCGACCUCUUCACUGCCUACAACCCCGGCUACUUUGUGGUGGACAUUAUGGCCUCUGACCUGGUGGGCCACAACGACACGGCCAUCGUGGGGAUUUACAUCCUGCGGGAUGACCAGCGGGUCAAGAUCAUCAUCAACGAGAUCCCUGACAGGGUCAGGCAGUUCGAGGAGGAGUUCAUCAGCCUGCUCUCCAACAUCACCGGCGCCAUCGUCAACACAGAUGAUGUGCAGUUCCACGUUGACAAGAAGGGCCGGGUGAACUUUGCCCAGACGGAGCUGCUGAUCCACGUGGUGAACAGGGAGACCAACCGCAUCCUGGACGUGGAGCGGGUCAUUCAGAUGAUAGACGAGAACAAGGAGCAGCUGCGGAAUCUCUUCAGGAACUACAACGUGCUGGACGUGCAGCCUGCCAUCACUGCCCGGGCACCCGACGACCUCUCGGCUCUGCAGAUGGCAAUCAUCGUGCUGGCUGUCCUGCUCUUCCUGGCUGCCAUGCUCUUCAUCCUCAUGAACUGGUACUACCGGACAGUGCACAAAAGGAAACUGAAAGCCAUCGUGGCUGGCUCCACUGGGAACAGAGGCUUCAUGGACAUCAUGGACAUGCCAAACACCAACAAGUACUCCUUUGAUGGGGCCAACCCGGUGUGGCUGGACCCCUUCUGCAGGAACAUGGAGCUGGCGGCGCAGGCGGAGCACGAGGACGACCUGCCGGAGAACCUGAGCGAGAUCACGGACCUGUGGAACAGCCCUGCGCGCACCCACGGCACCUUCGGCCGGGAGCCCUCGGCCGCCAAGCCCGAGGAUGACCGCUACCUGCGCGCCGCCAUCCAGGAGUACGACAACAUCGCCAAGCUGGGGCAGAUCAUGCGGGAGGGACCCAUCAAGCUGAUCCAGAAGGAGCUGGAGGACGAGGAGGAGGAGCGCAGCCCCAGCCAGGGCAGCCUGCGCUUCCGGCACAAGCAGCCGGUGGAGCUCAAGGGUCCGGACGGCAUCCACGUCGUGCACGGCAGCACGGGCACCCUGCUCGCCUCCGACCUCAACAGCCUGCCCGAGGACGACCAGAAGGUGCUGGGCCGCUCGCUGGAGACUCUGACCGCCGACUGCGGGGGCUACAGCGACCACAACGCCCGCACCGAGUCGGCCAAGUCCACGCCCUUGCACAAGAUGCGGGAGGUGAUCAUGGAGAGCCCUCUGGAGAUCACCGAGUUAUGACGAGCGCUGCUCUGCUCCUCCAGGCCAGCCGGGGAUGAAGCCCAGAGCAAGGGGGCCGUGCUGGGGGCCAGGGCGGUGCUCGGCCCCCUCUCCCCCCGCAGGAGUCCGGGCUGGCCGGUGCGCAUCGCUCCUUGGAGAGCUUGGCCCCGGCAGAGGGCUCUCAGGACCGGAAUGCUUUUACUCGCCUGUCAUUUAUCCAUGAAACCAUUAAAUUUUUUUUAUUUUUCUUAUUAAAAAAAAAAAGGUUUUUUUUUCUAAAAAAAAAAAAAAGGGGAAAAGAAAAGCUAAAUGAAUCUGAUGAGUCCAGACUGGACAGGGGGGAGGAAGGUGCAGUGAGGAUGCAGAUGAUGUGCUGCCACAGCAUCCCCGGGCACAGGCUGGGGACAAGCAGCUGUCACACCUCGACCACGAGCAUGGGGAGGGCCAGGGAAGCGUGGGGAGAGACCGAAUCCUUUUGGCAUUAACGUCACCUUUCCAGUAAGGAAAGACCCAAAAAAUUAAAAAAAAAAAAAAAAAACCCAACCCAAAGACAUUCCUCCAUUUUGCUGGCUGUACCAAAACUUGUUGCAAUGUCGAAAAAGAGAGAGGCUAACUGGGGCCUCUGGGUGUCGAGUGCUCGUGCGUGUCUUUUGUUGCCCUUUUCUUUCCCCUUCUCUCUUGCAUUUGGGUUUGUUUGUUCGGGGGUUUGUUUCCAGUCGUGACCUUGUGGAGAGUUUCGGGCACGGUCUGUUAC